Messenger RNA from Numida meleagris (helmeted guineafowl), 1699 nucleotides. RefSeq names its product sortilin 1 (gene SORT1). Lineage: Eukaryota; Metazoa; Chordata; Aves; Galliformes; Numididae. Gene Ontology annotation, biological process: Golgi to endosome transport; endocytosis; vesicle organization. The transcript has 6 exons. The record is from RefSeq and is a predicted model, not a curated record. Gene Ontology annotation, cellular component: Golgi apparatus; membrane. The annotation marks the transcript as partial.
GGACGCGGCGGGGACGGGGACCUCGCGGCGACGAGCGGCCUUCGCCUUUUGCAGAACGGCCUCUGGGUCUCCAAGGACUUCGGGGAGCGCUGGGAGCAGAUCCACAAAGCCGUCUGCUUGGCCAAGUGGGCUGCCAACGGCACCAUCUUCUUCACCGCCUACCGGAACGGCUCCUGCACUGACCUCGGCUUCCUGGAGCUGAAGAAAACCUCCGACUUCGGCAAAACCUUCAAGGUCAUCGGCACCAAGAUCUACUCCUUCGGGCUGGGCGGCCGCUUCCUCUUCGCCUCCGUCAUGACGGAGAAGGGCUUCACGCGGCGCAUCCACGUCUCGCUGGACCAAGGCGAGAGCUGGAGCAUGGCACAGCUGCCGUCCGUCGGCCACGAGCAGUUCUACUCUAUCCUGGCGGCCAACGAUGACCUGGUGUUCAUGCACGUGGACGAGCCGGGAGGUGAGCGGGGAUGGGGCGGCUGGGGGGGGUUCUCCACGGACGAGGGGCAGUGCUGGUACCGGUACACCUUCUCCAAGGAGCCCAUCUUCUUCACUGGGCUGGCGUCCGAGCCCGGCGCCCGCUCCAUGAACGUCAGCAUCUGGGGCUUCCGCAGCAGCUUCCUGUCCCGAAAGUGGGUGUCCUACACCAUCGACUUCAGCCAGCUGCUCAGCCGCAGCUGUGAGGACAAGGACUACACCAUCUGGCUGGCGCACUCCAGCGACCCCCGGGACCCGGCCGACGGCUGCAUCCUGGGCUACAAGGAGCAGUUCCGCCGCCUGCGCAAAUCCUCGCUCUGCCAGAACGGCCGCGACUACGUGGUCACCGCGCAGCCCUCAGUCUGCCCCUGCACCCUGCACGACUUCCUCUGGUAUCGCUGCGGCCCUGCCCGCCUCGGCCCCGUGCCACCCUGUCCCUGCGUGGGAUCCCAGUGCCACCCCGGUGCCACCCUGUCCCUGCGCCCCUGUCCCAGUGCCUCCCCAGUGCCCCCAUCCCUGCCCACCUCAUCCCAGUGCCAUCCUAGUGCCAUCACAUCCCCAUACAUGAUCCCAGUGUCACCCUGGUGCCACCCUGUCCCUGCAUGGAAUCCCAGUGCCUUCCCAGUGCCCCUGUCCCUGUCCACCUCAUCCCAGUGCCACCAUGUCCCUGCACGUGAUCCCAGUGCCACCAGGUCCCUGCCCACCUCAUCCCAGUGCCAUCCCAGUGCCAUCACGUCCCCAUACGUGAUCCCAGGGUCACCCUGUCCCUGCACGUGAUCCCAGUGUCCCCAUCCCUGCCCACCUCAUCCCAGUGCCAUCACGUCCUCAUACAUGAUCCCAGGGUCACCCCGGUGCCAUCCUGUCCCUGCAUGGGAUCCCAGUGCCACUCCAGUGCCCCUGUCCCUGCCCACCUCAUCCCAGUGCCACCCCAGUGCCACCCUGUCCCUGCGCCCCUGUCCCAGUGCCUCCCCAGUGUCCCCAUCCCUGCCCACCUCAUCCCAGUGCCAUCACGUCCUCAUACAUGAUCCCAGUGUCACCCUGGUGCCACCCUGUCCCUGUGCAUGAUCCCAGUCCCAUCCCAGUGCCACCCUGUCCCUGCACGUGAUCCCAGUGCCACCCCAGUGCCCCUGUCCCUGCCCAACUCAUCCCAGUGCCAUCCCAGUGCCAUCACGUCCCCAUACAAGAUCCCAGUGUCACCCUGGUGCCACCAUGUCCUUGCCCACCUCAUCCC